AUGGAUCACAACUACGCAGACACGGUGCUUGACCUCUACGACAUCGCCCUUUUGCUCAAUUACGAGCGUGCGUCAACUGAGCCGCGUUUUCGACACGCAAAAUUGCGCGAAGUAGCCACUACUGGCGACUUCAAAACUGUCCGCUUGCUCACCCCAGCCUGGACAGAGGCUGCCGCCAUUCCUCGCGUCGGCUUCAUCUUCGACAAGCCACUGAAGCCUACACACGCAGAGAAAGACGAGCCCGACCUCCCAACCAACAUGCUUCCUGCGUCCCCGUCAGUCGACCUCCGGAAGUUGACGCCAACAGAGCUUGAGACGCAUUACUGGCAGGCACGGAACCACGAUGGAUGCUACAGGACAAUGGCACUCCUCCAGCACUUCAUCGACCUCUUCCCCGAGUUUACGCGCGUGCGUGUGCGGACAGUGGAGAACAACGCGCCGAGGAGCUACACAACGCUCGCAAAUGAACGCCUCAUCGUCGAGAUGAAGCUCGCUAGUCCACGAACCCUGUCAAUGUCGUGUGUCCUUCCUGUCAACACGACCUGCAUCACUGGCGGCGAGCCCACGAUGGAUCAUGCUAUUCUUGGGUUCAGCGCCCCUGGGUCUGACAUCGACACCAUCCUCGACCUCUCCUCAUUGCAAUUCGGAGAUGUGGGCCGUGGUCAUAAAGGUCGGAGCUUGUUCGUCCUCGAGCCAGUAUCUCAAUAUCUCGAUCGUCUUAGCAAGUACGCCGAGGGACACAACUACGACCAGGCCAAGAUCAGCAUGCGAAUCAACGAUGCACCCGAUAGCGAAUGGUUGAAAGAGGUCGCGCAGCGAACAAAGCUUCGGUGGCACAAUCGUGCUACCGACCCCUGGUGUGGCCAUUGUGGUGCCCCGGGUCGAGGACAGCCGCUCAAGAGAUGCUCCAAAUGCCAAAAUGCUCAUUACUGCAAUGCGGAUCACCAGCAGGCUGCUUGGACAUUCCACAAGCAUUUCUGCACCGAGCCGAAGGCGAAGAAUCUACACAGCUCGAAGAAGGCAUCGUUUUAA
Cyclocybe aegerita is the source of this 1032-nucleotide messenger RNA. The record is from the annotation of a GenBank genome assembly. NCBI's taxonomy places the organism in Eukaryota, Fungi, Basidiomycota, Agaricomycetes, Agaricales, Hemipholiotaceae.